Messenger RNA from Acanthoscelides obtectus, 1013 nucleotides. The record is from the annotation of a GenBank genome assembly. Lineage: Eukaryota; Metazoa; Arthropoda; Insecta; Coleoptera; Chrysomelidae.
ACAUUGUGAAUAUUACAUUGUAUUUUUGAAAAGUGCACCACAAAAUACUAAGUUUAUAAACGUUACGAGAAUUUUCACAGCGCUAUUAUUUUCAGAUCGAUUAUGUCUCACUACACUAUAGAAAAAUGUUUGACAAUGGCUUGGAUAGUAGGGGCUCAUCCAGAUAUGAGACACAACAAAUGUCAGCUAUCCAUUUUUGUAGCAUUGGCGAUUGGUAACUGGAUCACCAUAUAUUUAAUAAUCAGUCUGUUAUUCUAUAAAGAAGACACUAUAACUAUUGGUGAUUUUGCUGAAACAUUCUCUGGAAUGUCCUUGGUUAUACACGGUAUCCAACGUAGUUUCUCUUUAUUCUUCAACAGAAAACAGAUUUCCGAAAUGCUCCAAUACGUCAGAUCCACAUUUUGGAAAGAGUCUGACUUGGAUGUGACAGACGAGGAAAAGUACAUUUGCAAAAUAUACUACAGCAAACUAAAAAUCGCCAUGUACAUCUUCGCCUGCUCAUGUACUUCGAAUCUUUUCGGAUUUUGUUGCCAGACUUUUUUUUCUGAUGAGGAUAUUUUACCUUUGGCUUGUUAUAAGCCGGAAUGGGUACCCUUCUAUUCCUUUUGGUUUUUGCAGGUCCUUGUGAUCUUUUUCGGUGUUAAUAUGGCAGUCAUUUGUUUCGACACCUUGAUUAUGACUUUGAUUGUACUGACUCAUAUACAAUUCAGAUUGUUAAAUCACGAAGUUGAGAAUUUGUACUCAUAUGGACUUGGACAAGGAAAUCGAAAAUAUUUUGUUAAUAAGUUGAAGAAAAUCGUCAGACAUCACAAUUUUCUGUUAGAGUUUACACAAAAGAUAAAUAUGACCUUUUCUGAGACAUUUUUAACAUACAUGGGUAUAAUUAUUAUAGUAAUUUGUAUAGAGAUGUACAACUUAUCAACAGGUGAUCCUUAACUGAAAACAUCAACCCAUGAGAAAUGUUUACGCAUCCAUCAUAGAUAUUAUUCAAUCUGCUUUUAUUUGUCGGCCCA